AUGGCGAUGGCCGAAGAGCAGCUCGCCACCCUCUCCGCCGCUGCACCGGCGUGGAGGGAGUUGUCGGCGGCUGAGGUCCACGAGGACGAGUGGUCGCGCGCAGGCGACUGGGUCGCGCGCGAGACCGAGCUGAACCUCAUCGCGGCGGCCGACCGGGCGGUGCCGGGCGCGACUGUGCGCUUUGUCUUUGGCAGCAUCCUGAGUGACUGGCUCAAGACCUACAUUGCGGCAACCUCUGGCCGCGAGUCGCUCGCUCGGAUGGAGGAGGACGCCGCCGACGGCUCCUCGCGGUACGGACCCAUCGGUUUGGGGCCCGGCGCUCCCGGCUGCGUCGCCGAGCUGUGGGCCGACCCGGCGGGCGCGUCCUUCCUCGGCGUGGUGGACGUGCUGAGCCGCUGCCUCCAGCACGCGGAGCCGGUGCUGCUCAAGUUGCACCCGCUGCGCCCGUGGCUAAGCCCGCCCCUCCUCCUCAUCCUGGCGCCGCUCAUCGCUCGCAAUAUCGUCGCGGUGACGCUCGACCGCGGCGUCGAGGAGGCGUCGGCGCUGUGCACGCACCCGCUCGUGGGGCAUGUCCACCUGACGGGCAGCGAGGAGACUGCAACCGCGGUCCGCGCGUCGCUCGACCGCGCCGGCCGCCCGCACGUUGGCAUCACGUCGGAGCUCGGCUGCGCCACGCCGUGGCUCGUCUCGCCGGGCGCGUGGAGCGGCGAGGAGCUGCGGCACGCGGCCACCCUGAUUGCUACGGCCAAAAAGGGGAACGGGGGGUGCAACUGCCUCAGCGCGCAGGUCGUCGUCGUCGCGCGCGACUGGCCGCAGCGCGGUGAGUUCCUCUCCCUCCUCACCGCCACGAUCGCCGCGCAGCCAACCGUCCCGGCCUACUACCCCGGCGCCCACAAGCGCCGCGCCGCCCUCGGCGCCCUCUACGGCGCACGCGCCUCGCCCGUUGUCGGCGCCUCCCUGCCGCACACGCGCCUCACCGCCGAGGACGAGGUGCUGCUCCUUGACUGCGGCGUGGCGGGCGAGGCGAGCUUCGACGGGGCGGCGCUGCGCACCGAGGCCUUUUGCCCGGCCCUCGCCGUCUACCUCUGCGGCGCGGCGGUCCCCUUUGUCAACUCGGACGCGUGCCUCGGCUCCCUCUCUUGCUCCAUCCUCGCCCCGGCCUCCGCGCCGGCGCAGAGCGUCAACGCUGCGGUCGCCGCCCUCAAGUAUGGCGCCGUCGGCGUCAACGCCUGGUCGGUGCUCGGCUACAUGGCCUCCUGCCGCGGAGGCACGUGGGGCGCCCACCCGGACGGGCCUCGCUCGGGCCUCGGGCGGAUCGGCAACGCGUUUGGCGUCGCGCACGCCUUCAAGUCGGUCGUGCGCGGGCCGCCCCUCUCGACGGCGCCCUUCAUGGACGCGGCCAAGGCGCCGCCGCCCCUCCUCCUCGACGCGCUGCACGCGGCGCUGUGUGCGCCCUCCGCCGCCCGCGGUGCCGGCCGCCUGCUCGGCGUGCUGCUGCUCCGCAUGGGACAGGCCGUCCUCGCCGCCCUCGGCCUCGCGCCCCGCAUCCGGUACGGCGCGGCGCUGUGA
Emiliania huxleyi CCMP1516 is the source of this 1569-nucleotide messenger RNA. RefSeq lists its product as hypothetical. Gene Ontology annotation, molecular function: oxidoreductase activity, acting on the aldehyde or oxo group of donors, NAD or NADP as acceptor. The transcript has 6 exons. The record is from RefSeq and is a predicted model, not a curated record. NCBI's taxonomy places the organism in Eukaryota, Haptophyta, Isochrysidales, Noelaerhabdaceae. The coding region runs from base 1 to 1569 and encodes 522 amino acids.